AUGGAGAAAUCCUCACGGAUUCAAGUGCCAUUUGUGGCAGCUGCAGUGUCUCUGGGCUGUAUUCUGACGGUAGCAGUAGUCCUUCCAGUAUUGCACAUUCAACUGGAGAUGGCACAGACGCGUCUACAAGCUCGAAUGGAUGCUUUUAAGUACACCGCUCGUAACAUCUGGCAAGAUAUUGUUCUUGUCAAAAGCCAUGGCCGUAUUCGACGUCAAGGAUAUAGCAACUAUGAAGCGAGUACGGAUAGUCAACAAUGCACGUCGUGCGUACAAUUACAAUGCCCACCAGGACCACCUGGACCACCCGGUGUUAAUGGAGAACCUGGCAUGGAUGGUGCGCCAGGACGUCCUGGUAAACCUGGUCUCGAUGGUCUUGAUGUUCCUCUUGACCCAGAGCCAAGCUUCCCUUGUGUAAUUUGUCCAGCAGGACCGCCAGGAAAUCGUGGACCACAAGGUGAAACUGGUCGGCCAGGAUUGCCUGGAGAACCAGGUCAUCCUGGUCUACCUGGACGCCCUGGAAAACCUGGAAGGGUGGGUGACGCAGGUCCGCAGGGAGAUCCAGGCGAGGAGGGUGAACCAGGAAUCAAGGGUCCACCUGGAGAUGAUUCAAUCGGCGGCACGGGAAUCAAGGGCCCCCCAGGACCACCUGGACCACGUGGGCCAAAGGGCCCACCAGGAACUAAUGGCAUGCCAUCGCAGAAUCCUGGACCAGCUGGUCCAAUUGGAGAGACGGGACCUCCCGGCCCUCCAGGUCCUCGUGGAGAGCCUGGACCUCCUGGACCAUUUGGCCCACCUGGUGAUGCUGGAGAACCUGGAGGACACUGUCCAUCAUCCUGCGGGGUACAAGAGAUCGUUGCACCGUCAAUUUCUGAGCUCGACAUUGGUGAGCAUCAACAGGGUUAUCCGCGUAGUGCUGAGCGAGGUCACUACAGUGGCGGAUAUGGUAAGAAAUGA
Messenger RNA from Cooperia oncophora, 954 nucleotides. The record is from the annotation of a GenBank genome assembly. Lineage: Eukaryota; Metazoa; Nematoda; Chromadorea; Rhabditida; Trichostrongylidae.